This is a messenger RNA of Chara braunii, 2793 nucleotides long. Lineage: Eukaryota; Viridiplantae; Streptophyta; Charophyceae; Charales; Characeae. The record is from the annotation of a GenBank genome assembly.
GCAGGAUGGGAGGAUGGGAGAAUGGGAGGAUGGUCGGGUGGUGGGAUGGCAGGAUAGGAGGAUGGCAGGAUGGCGGAAUGGCAAGAUCGGAGGAUGGUCGGGUGGAAGGAUGGCAGGACGGCAGGGUUGCAGGAUGCCAAGAUGGCACGACGGUAAGGUGGAGCGGUGAAGCUCAACCAUUGUAUGGCGGGGUGUCGUGUUGAAGCCCGACCAUUCGAUGGGAGGAUGGCAGGAUGGGAGGAUGGGAGGACGGGAGGAUGGGAGGAUGGGAGGAUGGUAAGGUGGUGGGAUGGCAGGAUGGGGGGAUGGCAGGAUAGCGGAAUGGCAAGAUCGGAGGAUGGUCGGGUGGCAGGAUGGCAGGAUGGCAGGGUUGCAGGAUGCCAGGAUGGCACGAUGGUCAAGUGGAGCAGGAUGGCAGGAUGGCAGGGUUGCAGGAUGCCAGGAUGGCACGACGGUCGGGUGGAGCCGAUGGCACGACGGUCGGGUGGAGCGGUGAAGCUCGACCAUCGUAUGGUGGGGUGUCGCGUUGAAGCCCGACCAUCGGAUGGGAGGAUGGCAGGAUGGGAGGAUGGGAGGAUGGGAGGAUGGGAGGAUGGGAGGAUGGGAGGAUGGGAGGAUGGGAGGAUGGUCGGGUGGUGGGAUGGCUGGAUGGUCGGCUGGCAGGAUGGCGGGACGGGCAGGAUGCCAGGACGGCACGACGGUCAGGUGGAGCGGUUAAGCUCGACCAUCGUAUGGUGGGGUGUCGCGUUGAAGUCCGACCAUCGGAUGGGAGGAUGGGAGGAUGGGAGGAUGGUCGGGUGGUGGGAUGGCAGGAUGGGAGAAUGGCAGGAUGGCGGAAUGGCAAGAUCGGAGGAUGGUCGGGCGACAGGAUGGCAGGAUGGCAGGGUUGCAGGAUGCCAGGAUGGCACAAUGGUCGGGUGGGGCGGUGAAGCUCGACCAUCGUAUGGUGGAGUGUCGCGUCGAAGCUCGACCAUCGGAUGGUGGGGUGUCACGUUGAAGCCCCGCCAUCGGAUAGUAGGGUGAUGGUCAGGCGCUCGGAUGGCAGGACGGUGGGGUGGUCGGAUGGCAGGACGGUCGGUUGGUCCGGAUCGGAGGAUGGCACGUCGGUCGGGUGGAGCGGUGAAGCUCGACCAUUGUACGGUGGGGUGUCGCGUUGAAGCCCGACCAUCGGAUGGGAGGAUGGCAGGAUGGGAGAAUGGGAGGAUGGGAGGAUGGGAGGAUGGUCGGGUGGUGGGAUGGCUGGAUGGGAGGAUGGCAAGAUGGCGGAAUGGCAAGAUCGAAGGACGGUCGGGCGGCAGGAUGGCAGGAUGGCAGGAUGGCGCGACGGUCGGAUGGAGCGGUGAAGCUCGGCCAUCGUAUGGUGGAGUGUCGCGUCGAAGCCCGACCAUCGGAUGGUGGGGUGUCGCGUUGAAGCCCCACCAUCGGAUAGUAGGGUGAUGGUCGGGCGCUCGGAUGGCAGGACGGUGGGGUGGUCGGAUGGCAGGAUGGUCGGUUGGUCCGGAUGGCAGGAUGGCACGACGGUCGGGUGGAGCGGUGAAGCUCGACCAUCGUAUGGUGGGUUGUCGCGUUGAAGCCCGACCAUCGGAUGGGAGGAUGGUGGGAUGGGAGGAUGGGAGGAUGGGAGGAUGGGAGGAUGGGAGGAUGGGAGGAUGGGAGGGUGGUGGGAUGGCAGGAUGGGAGGAUUGCAGGAUGGCGGGAUCGGAGGAUGGUCGGGGGGUAGGAUGGCAGGAUGGCAGGGUUGCAGGAUGGCAGGAUGGUCGCGUGUCGUGUCUGCGAUUGACCGUUAGGACAAAAAAGCGGAGGUUGCCGAACACGACAUCGCAUAGGAAGCCGACAACAAUCAUGGCAGGUGUGAACGGCCAUGAGAGGUACACGUAUGGCAUGGGAGCAGGGCCGAUGUUCGGUGAUGGGAACGAAGCCCCACCCCGGUUCGACCCCAGUCUUUAUGCCCAUCUGCUACCCCAUCACCAGCCGCUGCCUGAUGACGACACUUGGGCGCCCCCCUUUGCCACGUUGCCAUUAGCGUACGGAUCCACGCAGUCAAUGUCGGAGGGUGCACGGACAGUGAUGCGGGGUGCAGCCAGCGAAGGAGCGAUGGAAUCACUCCUGUAUUCUGACGGCCGACAUGGGAUGUGCCCGCCGUUGGAUCUUCAAUUAUCCUCUGGGGGCCAAAGAGCAGCCACGCACACUGUUCUCGUCGAUCACCCCAGCCAAUCCACCGGUGACCCAUCGGUUGGUGUGCAGGGUGGUCGCGGCAGUCGUAGCCAUGCGAGCCAUGCAGGACAGGCUACGACUGCGUACAGAGGCGGCUGUGGCCAGCAGUCGGAGUUUAGUCCAGCAGUCGGGGGUCCAUCAGGUGCGGUUGUGGGGGUGCAACGGACCGGGCGAUCAGAGAGCUUGCCAUCAACGACGCGCUGUGUGGAAAGAAUCAUUGCUCGGGUUUCGACGAUGCGGGCAACGAGUGACGGGGAGCGUGACACAGAAGGUGACGACUACGGAGAUGGUGCGGUCGAUGGAGACGACGUGGAUGACGUGGAAGGCGACAUAGAGGACGAGCCGUCCUUGCAACCCGGUGCUCGAAACACAGGAGGUGGAGCACGAACUGGGCCGGGAGGGGUAGAGGAAAGGGAAACGCGAAGGUGGUCGGUGCGGAUAGAGGAGGCGGGACAAGUGUCGGCCACACCUAUUGGAGUCUGGACGAGUCCCUUGUCCUAGUGCGGUGCAAGAGGGAUUACGACGAGGCGAUGGCAGCCGCAGGGUCUAAUUUUGCUAGAAUGAAAAACAAGGAAUGGA